AACAGUAAUAAAGAAGAUAGUGCCUUAAAUUGCAACUGAACACAAUUUCCCUACAUCUGCAAACUUCUUUCACAUUCAUCUUCAAUGGCUUCUACUUCUUCAUCCACUCAAAAUUGGAAGAAUGAUGUUUUCUUGAGUUUUAGAGGUGAAGAUACUCGUAAAACUUUUGUGGGUCAUCUCUACUAUGCUCUAAAACAUAAAGGGAUUCAUACUUUCAAAGAUGUUAGGUUGGAGAGAGGAAAGUCCAUUUCACCUGAACUUGUGAAAGCUAUUGAACAAUCAAGAUUUGCUAUUGUUGUAUUUUCUAAGAACUAUGCAUCCUCCACUUGGUGCUUGGAUGAACUUGUAAAGAUCAUGAAAUGCAAGAAAGAAUUAGGACAAACUGUGAUACCCAUAUUCUAUGACGUAGAUCCAUCGGAUGUGAGUAAGCAAAGUGGAACUUUUGCUGAAUCAUUUGCUAGACAUGAGGAAAAUUUGAGAGAUGAUUUGGAGAAGGUGCAAUCUUGGAGGGAUGCAUUUGGUGAGGCAGGCAAAACAGCAGGAUAUGAUUUACCAAAUGGCUACGACGGGUAUGAAUCUAAUUGCAUCCAGCAUGUUGUUGAAGACAUACUGGGUAAAUUGUGUCAAGUUACUUCAACCAUUGAUAAUGAUUUAGUCGGGAUGGAAUCUCGAGUGCGUGAAGUAAGUUCAUUACUAAGAAUGGAAACACCUGAUGUUCGUUUUAUUGGAAUUUGGGGGAUGGGCGGCAUUGGUAAGACAACAAUUGCAAGCGCUGUAUUUGGCAAAUAUUCUGGCCUAUUUGAAGGUGUUUGUUUUCUUGAUAAUGUUGCAGAAAUGCAAAGGACAUUUGGACUGCAAUACUUGCAAGGUGUUCUCCUCUCAAAAAUCCUAAAGGUAAGCUUAACUAUUACAAGUGUAUAUGAAGGCAUGGAAAUCAUAAAGAAGAGGUUGCGCUCAAUGAAGGUUUUGAUCAUUCUUGAUGAUGUAAAUCAAAAAGACCAAUUAGAAAUGUUAGUUGGACGGCAUGAUUGGUUUGGUAGUGGUAGUAGAAUUUUGAUUACAACAAGAGAUAAACAUUUGUUAGAUAAUCAUAUGGUGGAUGAAGUGUAUUCUGUGAACUUGAUGACUCUUAAUGAAGCUAUUGAGCUAUUUAGCCUACAUGCCUUUAAGCAAAGAAUUCCUAAGAAAGACUUUGAGGAGCUUUCAAAUCAAGUUGUACAUUGUGCCGGUUUGCUCCCUUUAGCUCUGAAAGUUUUAGGUUCAUUUCUCUAUGGAUUAGACAGGAGGCAUUGGACAUCGUCAUGGGAAAGGCUGAAGGAUCUGCCAAAUGAUGAAAUUCUUGCUAAGCUUAAGAUAAGUUUUGAAGGACUGGGGCAUGUUGAUCAGAGACUCUUUCUAGAUAUUGCAUGCUUUUAUAGAGGAAAAUUGAGGAGUUAUGUAGAGGAAAUACUUGAGAGCUGUGGUAUCGGAUCUACAAUAAGAAUAAAAGUCUUAAUUGAAAAGUCUCUCUUAUUUAUCUCACCAUAUGACACAAUUGAAAUGCAUGAUUUGAUACAAGAAAUGGCCUGGCACAUCGUGAGUCAAGAUGACUCACGAAGGAGUAGAAUAUGGCUUCCUGAGGACAUCGAGGAUUUGUUUACUGGAAAUUUGGAAGCAGCAUCUGUGGAGGGACUAUGGAUACCAAGGAAUUACAUUCCAAAACAGGAUAUAUCAUACUACAAUAUCAGUGAAGUAUUUAGGAGAAUGAAAAGAUUAAGGGUACUUGUAGUUAGAGCAACAAAUUUCUGCUCUAUUGACCCGAUUACUCAUCUUCCUAGCAGCCUAAGGUGGCUUGAUUGGGAAGGUUGCCCUUUAAAUUCAUUGCCACAGAGUUUUGAACCAUCAAAGCUUCUUCGCCUUGAUAUACUCGAAUGUACUACACUUCAGAAACUCUGGUUAAUUCCGAAGGGUUUGGACAAACUAAAAACUUUGUACCUCAGCUAUUGCGAACACUUGGAAGAAGUUCCAAGCUUUGAGAUGAUGCCAAAUUUAGAGAGAGUAAAGCUAGAGGGAUGUAAGAGUUUGAGAGAAGUGAGCCCAUACUUUGGAGUUCUCAUGAAGCUCACUUCACUGGAGCUAAUUGAUUGUCAGAGCCUUGAGAAGCUUCCAAGUUAUAUUCAGAUGGAAUCCCUUAAGAGUCUCAAACUUUCUUGUCUUCCAAAGUUGAGGGAAUUACCAGAAACCAAGGGGUUGCACCGUUUAUUGACAUUGGAGCUAACUGAUUGUCAGAGUCUUGAGAUGCUUCCAAGUUGUAAUCAGAUGGAAUCUCUUGUAACUCUCAAACUUUCUUGUCUUCCAAAAAUAAUGGCUUUGCCGGCAACAGAAGGGAUGCACCAUUUAUUGGAACUUGUUAUAGAAUAUACUCCAAUAGUAGAGCUUCCGGUGUCAAUUGGAAAUCUUGGUUCCCUCAAACAACUACGGUUAAGUCAUUGUAAAGAUCUGGUAAGCAUUCCGAACAGCUUUUCUUGUCUGAAGAAUCUAAGAGUUCUUGUGAUCUACAACUGCAAAAGACUUGCAGAUUUGCCAGAGAAGAUGGGUGAGUUGAAGCUUUUAGAAAAGCUAGUAAUAUCUGGUACUGCAAUUUCCCAAAUACCCCCUUCAGUUGCAGACCUUGGUGAACUAAGCUUUUUAUCAUUCUCUCGCUGGUUUGGAUACAGAGAAGAUGCAACUUUUCUGUUACCCUCUGCAUCAGGUUCAUCGUCAUUUAGGGUGUUAAAGCUUAAGAAGCACACACUAUGUAGUGGAGAACAUUUUCAGGAUCUUGGAUGCUUAUCUUCUUUGGCUCACUUGGAUUUCACUAGAAAUGAUUUUACGAGUUUCAAUGAAAGCAACAAUCAGCCCUUUCAUUACCUAGAUAUAACAUUUUGUGAGAAGCUUGUAUUGCCCAGACUUCCAGCAUGCAUAAAGGAGUUAUAUGCAUAUGAUCCUUUAGUCUUGAAAAGCAUUCCUGAUUUCCCCACCAAAUAUUCAGAGCUGUAUUCAGUGUCAUUCGCACAGCAUAUUGAGAAUAGAGGGGAACUGACUGAUAUCUUGCACUUUGUCCUCCGCUUAAUUAGUGCGGCAUCUCAGUGUGAGAAAGUGCUACCAUUUAGCAUUUUUUUCCCUGGAGAUAUAAGAUGGAGCGGGUUCAAUUAUUAUCGAAAAGAACAUACAAAAAGAUUCUCCACUCCACUUGAUCCAUGUUGGUAUGAGAGUAAAUUCAAGGGAUUUGUUAUAUGCUUUCGUGUACCAUUGGAUACAGUUCAGAACCAGAAACCUUUGGAUGCUAAAUCACGAAGAGGAAGUCACUGGUUCGGUUGCACUAAGGUUACAGCUAAGUUGGUGCAAAGAUAUGACAGGCAAGAACAAGAUGUACUCCAGAAAAAAUGUUUGAUUGUUGCUCGCCAAGCAUUUUGCUCUCAUAGUAGUAAAUAUGCCAUUUGCUUUUGCUACAUACCUUUUCUAGCACUAUGGCAUACUUCUGAUAGUGAAAAGGGGAAGAAGCCAAAUGACUAUUGCUUCUUUGAGGCAUCUAUAGACCCAGGAAUUGCAACAAAAUGGGGACUUCUUCUGGUGCACGAGAAUAAAAUUCAACAGAUAGAUCAAGCAACCAUCGCGGUCCAACGUGAUGUGGAGUCUCCAAGUUCUGACCUGUUGAGAGAAUCUAAUGAUGACCAAGUCCAGAAAAUGGAGGAUGCUUCUGUUAAGAGAAGACGGCUUGAUUUUUGUCAAAGAGAUAAUAUGGUUUCAUUUGAAGCUGGCUGCUCUAUGAAAUUUCAAGCGAUGAAGGACUCAUGCCCUCCCAGUGAGUUUCAAACUUUCCAAAUAAUUCCUGAUCAACAAUUGGAAACACCAUGCUCUUCUGCAGCUCAAAGCUUCCAACACAGGGAAGAGUCAUGCUCUUCUGGACAGCCACAAACUUUACAGCUCCCUCUAGCUGAUUGACAAGUUGAUGAAGUGAUAAAUGAGGCUACCUCCUGCAUGGUAUUUGAACAACUGGAAGCGCCAAGCUCUUCCGAGCAGCCUGAAUCUUUUGAAGUCUCUCCAGAUGAGCACAAAGAUAAUUCAGUGACAAAUGGGUCUAGCAGCUCUGAGGUAUUCCAAGAAUUGGAGGCACCAUGCUCUUCUGGUCAACCUCAAAUUCUCCAGCUCUUUCCCGAGCAUUCAUGAUUUAGAAUCACUAGCAGCCUCUUAAUUUGCUGGCGAAAAGGCAAAAUAUGGCCAGAUGUCAAGGUUGACUGAAGCUUUUGGUGAGAUCUUAUGUUUUUCUGCAUGCCUGUUGGGUGUCUCCGUGUCCUUCUCUUUUUGUUCUAUCCUGAUUCUACUUUGAGGUACUUCUCUUUGGUUUCAAUUAAUCAUGUUUCUUGUAAUUCAGGGAGCAUUAUUUGCUCCGAAGCUGUUAUAAGCAUAUAUUCUGGCUGAGAGUUCUCUCUGUUUCGGUUAUUUUAGCUUGCAUCUUAGCGUGA
Messenger RNA from Nicotiana attenuata, 4484 nucleotides. RefSeq names its product TMV resistance protein N-like. The transcript is spliced from 5 exons. Gene Ontology annotation, molecular function: ADP binding. NCBI's taxonomy places the organism in Eukaryota, Viridiplantae, Streptophyta, Magnoliopsida, Solanales, Solanaceae. Bases 85 to 3963 code for a protein of 1292 amino acids. Gene Ontology annotation, biological process: signal transduction; defense response. The record is from RefSeq and is a predicted model, not a curated record.